GUGGCUUUGGGGUCAUGCAUUUCCUUUCCACUAAACACGACCAAAACACCAGAAGAUACUCUGACUCUCUCUCUCUUUUUCACAACUCUUUUCUCUUUCUCUUUUUCUCUCUUUUAUCCAAAAUCAAACCAUGGAAAACAAUGGAAAUGGAGUCAUUGUUGGUAAUAAUACUAAUAUUAAUGCCCCAACAACAAUCACCAUUAAAGGCAUUCUUGGUUUGUUAAUGGAAACCAUUGAUGAUGCUGUGAGUAAUGAAAAAAGAGUUAUUUCUCUUGGUAUGGGUGACCCAACUGCUUAUUCUUGCUUUCACACACCUAAUGUUGCUCAAGAUUCAGUUUUUAACACUCUUCAAUCUCUUAACUUUAAUGGGUAUUCACCAACUGUUGGUCUUCCUCAAACUAGAAGAGCAGUAGCCGAGUACUUAUCAAGAGAUCUUCCUUACAAGUUAACAUCUGAUGAUGUUUUCAUCACAUCUGGUUGUACACAAGCCAUUGAUGUUGCAUUAACAAUGCUUGCUCGUCCCGGUGCUAACAUAUUGCUUCCAAGGCCUGGUUUUCCCAUUUAUGAACUCUGUGCUGCAUUUAGACAUGUUGAAGUUAGACACUUUGAUCUUGUCCCUCAGAAUGGAUGGGAAGCUGAUCUCGAUUCACUCGAAGCUUUAGCAGAUCAUAACACCGUCGCUAUGGUUGUUAUAAACCCCGGUAAUCCUUGUGGGAAUGUGUACAGAUAUAAGUAUUUGGAGAAGGUUGCAGAAAAGGCGAAAAAGCUGAAAAUUCUUGUGAUUGCUGAUGAAGUUUAUGGACACCUUGCUUUUGGAGACAAUCCCUUUGUUCCAAUGGGUGUGUUUGGUGAAACUGUUCCUGUUCUUACUCUUGGAUCCUUAUCAAAGAGAUGGAUUGUGCCCGGUUGGCGACUUGGUUGGUUCGUCACAACUGAUCCUUGUGGCAUGUUUAGGGAACCAAAGGUUGUUGAGCGUAUUAAGAAGUAUUUCGAUAUCUUGGGAGGGCCAGCAACCUUCAUUCAGGCAGCAGUUCCACGCAUACUCGAGGAAACAGAAGAGAUUCACUUCAAAAGAACUAAUUAUUUACUUAAGAAGAGCUCAGAUAUUUGCUGGGAUUGGAUAAAGGAGAUUCCUUGCAUUACAUGUCCACAAAAACCAGAAGGAUCUAUGGUUGUAAUGGUCAAGUUGAACAUCUCAUUACUAGAAGACAUUAGUGAUGAUAUUGAUUUUUGCUUCAAAUUGGCUAAAGAGGAAUCUGUGAUCAUCCUUCCUGGGACAGCAGUUGGACUCAAAAAUUGGCUGCGAAUUACAUUCGCAGCCGAUCCAUCCUCACUUGAAGAAGCAUUAAGAAGAACUAAGAGUUUCUAUCAAAGGCAUGCCAUGAGAGUCUAAACAUUCAUAUCAAAGAUCAACCAAAAUAGAAAAAGUGAACAACUUUUCUUGCAAUUCUUUACACAAUGGUGUUAUCCUUAUUUGGUCUAAAUAUCAACACACAUGUAUAUAUAUAUAUUUAUAUAUAUGUGUGUGACCUUAUUAUAUUAUGUAAAAUCAAUUGUUCUAGUUAAAAUUAAAUAAAAUCCACUAUCAAAAAGUCUUAGGCCAAAGAUUGUUUGGUUCUAACUUCUUUGUUGUGAUAGUUUAUUCAUUAUGUUAUUUCUGUUUGUGUACUGAAAUGGAUUAUGAGCAAUAAAAUAUAUGAAUUUGUUCUACAAA
Messenger RNA from Cannabis sativa, 1714 nucleotides. RefSeq names its product probable aminotransferase TAT2. The record is from RefSeq and is a predicted model, not a curated record. Gene Ontology annotation, molecular function: pyridoxal phosphate binding; transaminase activity. The transcript is spliced from 7 exons. Gene Ontology annotation, biological process: biosynthetic process; amino acid metabolic process. Bases 131 to 1393 code for a protein of 420 amino acids. Lineage: Eukaryota; Viridiplantae; Streptophyta; Magnoliopsida; Rosales; Cannabaceae.